This is a messenger RNA of Rotaria sp. Silwood2, 1383 nucleotides long. Lineage: Eukaryota; Metazoa; Rotifera; Eurotatoria; Philodinida; Philodinidae. The record is from the annotation of a GenBank genome assembly.
AUGAUUACAUUUUGUCAAAUCCUAUCAAAUUUUACUCGUAAUCGAUGUUAUUUAGUUGAAAAUUCGAAUACAUGUCGAUGUGUUGGUGAUGUUAUUAAUCCAAUGUCGCCAACGGUUGUUGUUAGUACAGCACCUGACAUAAUGUCAAGUGAAGUAAUUUUAAUAUUUUUUGUUUUGGCUAUAUGGCUUUCAGCAAUUGGAUUUUGUCUUAAUCAAUAUAAAUCACUUCGUCGUCUUGAAACACAAGUACAUUAUUGUGUUAGUCGUAAAGAUCCAUUAAAUAUUGGUGAUAUUAAAAUCGUUACACGUGAACAAGAUUCAAUCAUAUAUAAAAAGAAACGUUAUUCAACAUUAAUUGAUACACAUAUUAACCAUAAGGAUUUAAAAAGUGUACAAUAUGUACAACAGUAUCUACCAAAAAAUCCCAUGACAACAAUCCCAUCAAUAUUAUCUACAGUUGGUAUUGAUCAUGAUGAUCUUUCAGAUAAUAUUCCAUUGUCAACAGUAGUUGGACUUAGUCCAGUAACAAAUAUUCCAUUAAGUACAUAUCAAGAAAUAAAUGAAUAUCAACCAGCAUUAUCAUAUUUUACAACUGAUACAGAAUCGAAUAAAGGUAUUGAAAAAAUUUCAUAUAUAAAUCGAAAAGGAAGUACGCAAUAUUCAAUAGGUCUAACUAUUCCACGUAUUUUUACUCCAAGUAGUUUACCUUUAUCAUGGCAUGAUUCAAAUUCAUGUGCAACAAGUUGUUCAGCACAACAUUUAUGUGUUCCACCAAAUAGUCAACGAUCUACUCGUCAUUCUGAUGGUAAUAUAUCAUUACCAGUACCACAAAUAAGUGAAAACUAUACAGAAAAUUUCAAUGAACAAUUACUUGAUCCUCGUCUUAUAUCUGAAACAGUUCGUCGAAGUUUAUUAGCAUUACAUCGUGAAAGUCAAGAAAAUGUAAAUCUAUCGAGAAAAAGAGGAAAAACAAGAUCAGAAAAUGAUGUAAAUGGAUCAUUUUCAGCAUGGAAAAUUAAAAUGAAAUCAAAAUUGAAACGUACACAUCAUCAACCACAACAACAAGAAACACGUUCACAUUCAAAUACACUUUUAAUUUCAUCUCUAGAACAUGAUUGUAAUGAUCAAGAUCAAUAUUUAUUAGAAGAUUUUAACACAAGUAAUGAAUCUCCACAUUCAAUACAAUCAUCCGAACAUUAUUCAACAUCCGUAACUCCAUCAGCUCGACGAACUUUAAUACAUUAUCCAAAAUAUUCAACAAAAAGUACAAGCGAAAGUGAAACAACACAAGGAGAAUUACCAGUAACAACAAGUAUUUAUGUAUCAACAGAUGAUGAGGAAUCAGCUGAAACACUUAUUGACACCACUGGAAGAUCAACAUGA